This is a messenger RNA of Herpailurus yagouaroundi (jaguarundi), 674 nucleotides long. It is a transcript of the gene ATP6V1G3, whose product is annotated as ATPase H+ transporting V1 subunit G3. Gene Ontology annotation, molecular function: proton-transporting ATPase activity, rotational mechanism; ATP hydrolysis activity. The record is from RefSeq and is a predicted model, not a curated record. NCBI's taxonomy places the organism in Eukaryota, Metazoa, Chordata, Mammalia, Carnivora, Felidae. The transcript is spliced from 4 exons. The coding region runs from base 53 to 409 and encodes 118 amino acids. Gene Ontology annotation, biological process: synaptic vesicle lumen acidification. Gene Ontology annotation, cellular component: vacuolar proton-transporting V-type ATPase complex; synaptic vesicle membrane; vacuolar proton-transporting V-type ATPase, V1 domain.
AUGUGCCACUUCCCGGAUUUCACAGAAGCCACCUAACUCGAAGCAGGCUGCCAUGACCAGCCAGUCUCAGGGGAUCCACCAGCUCCUUCAGGCAGAAAAAAGGGCCAAGGACAAGCUAGAGGAAGCCAAGAAGAGGAAAGAGAAGCGAUUGAAGCAAGCUAAGGAGGAAGCCAUGGCAGAAAUUAACCAGUACAGAAUGCAGAGAGAUAAGGAGUUUCGACUGAAACAAUCUAAGGUAAUGGGGUCUCAAAGUAAUCUCUCAGAGGAAGUAGACGAGCGAACACUCGGGAAGAUAAAAGAAUUGAAUGGAAGCUACAACAAGUACAUGGAAGUCGUGCUGAAACAGCUUUUGAACAUGGUUUGCGACGUGAAGCCGGGAAUCCACGUAAACUACAGAGCUACCCACUAAACGUGCACCCUACUGCUCAAUAAAUGGGUCACCGUAUUUGGAGGUGGGCCAUUUAAUAAGUAAUUGAGUCAGGAGAGUGGAGCCCUCGUGAUUAGAAUUCGCACCCCUAUAAGACACCAGAGAGCUAGUUCACUCAGAGAGGAGAAGUUGGCAAUCUGCAACCCGGAAGAGGGCUCUCACCAGCCCCUGACCAUGCUGGUACCCUAAUCUCAGACUUCCAGCCUCUAGAACUAUGAAAAGUAAAAUUUUUGUUAUUUAUAAGCCA